AUGGGAACUACUUAUGAAUAUACAUAUGAAUAUAAUGUAGCUGAUUCAAAUAAAAAUCAUCGAGCUCAUGCUGGUAACACUGGUGGCAAUCCUAAUACUGGACAUAGUACUCAACGAACAGCUGGACAACAACAAUCAAAUUUUGGUUCAACAUCCAAUCGUACAAAUAAUAAUGAUCCUUUAGUGAAUCUUCAACAUGAUCGUAUUUGGAAUAAACUUUAUGAUCCACUUAAUCAAGAUAAAUCAGCACAUGGAGCUGAAAUCCAGAAAAUGGCUCGUCGACAAGAUCGUAAAGUAAUUAAAAUUGAAGCAGCAUAUGGUUCCGAUCGACAAACAUUUAUUGUUAAACGUGAUUAUGAUUUACGUGUACGUGAUGUUCAAGAAGAUGCAGCCAAAGUAUUUAAAAUGCCGCUUGAGGAAAUAAUUCUUUAUUGGAAGGGACGAAAUAUUUGUAAUACACCAAAUGAAUUACUAGAAACAUUAGGUAUUGAAAAUAAUCAUCAAAUGCGUGUUUGUCGUGAAGAUGAUCCAACACAACAAAAUAGACGACGUGAAUUACUUUCUAAUACAGCACCCAAUCAACAAAAUGUACCAUCAAAUGGUACGUAUAACCCUCAACAACAACAACAACCACCACCGCAACCACAAUUAUAUAAUCAAUAUCAACAGCAACAACAACCACCACCACCACCACCACCCCCACAGCAACAAUACGGCACUAGCCCCCCACGUUCUAAUGAUUAUUACCAACAAUUUUCAAAUCAAAAUAUACCACCAGCUGUUCCUACAGUAUUUCUUCUUAAUUUACAAAUUGGUCUUGGUGAUCGAGCUGAAGGUAUUGUUAUUGGUCGACCAUAUCCAUCAACAGUUUAUGAUUUACAAAUUGAAUUACAACAACGUUUUGGUAUACCAAUAGCUGAACAAAAUCUCUCUUAUAAUGGAACAUUAUUAGCACAAUAUCCACCUGAUACUCCACUUGAUUCAAUUGGAAUUGUUAAUCAUUCAUUUGUUUCACUUUGGACUAGAAGUAUACCAUCAAAUAAUCAACAGCAACCACCAACACCAUACUAUGGUGAUGGACCUCAGUCAACAUAUAAUGGCGGAAAUCCACAAGAUUUAUCACCAAAACGAAUGGACAAUACAAAUAACAAUGAUGUCACUCAAAAUGGUGGUAAUCCGGACGUACUUAAAAUUGAAGUUUUUCAUGGUUCCGAUCGGCAUAUUCUUAUUUUACGUAGUUCAAACAAUCUACGUAUUGUAGAUUUAAUGGAAGAAUUACAACGUAUAACAACUGUUCCAGUUCAAAAUCAAAAACUUUAUUAUCGUGGUCAAGAAUUACAACCAUCAAAAGAUCGUACAUUACGUGAUGCUGGCAUUGAUAAUAAUGCUCAAGUUAGAUUAAUUGGUGAUCCAGCGAGAGCACGAUAUGAACCAAUGAUUACUGGCAAUCGACCUAAUUAA
Messenger RNA from Adineta steineri, 1461 nucleotides. Lineage: Eukaryota; Metazoa; Rotifera; Eurotatoria; Adinetida; Adinetidae. The record is from the annotation of a GenBank genome assembly.